This is a messenger RNA of Emys orbicularis (European pond turtle), 1020 nucleotides long. RefSeq names its product M-phase inducer phosphatase 3-like. Gene Ontology annotation, biological process: positive regulation of G2/MI transition of meiotic cell cycle; G2/M transition of mitotic cell cycle; protein dephosphorylation. Gene Ontology annotation, molecular function: protein tyrosine phosphatase activity. Bases 1 to 1020 code for a protein of 339 amino acids. Lineage: Eukaryota; Metazoa; Chordata; Testudines; Emydidae. Gene Ontology annotation, cellular component: nucleus; cytoplasm. The record is from RefSeq and is a predicted model, not a curated record. The transcript is spliced from 10 exons.
AUGGCCAGCCCCGAGGGUGCCAGCCCCCACCCAGGGAACCGGGCCAUCCACCCGCCUGCCUGGCUCAUCUUCACCCCUGAGCUGGGGCCAUCACCCGUCGGCGACUUGUGCACGAACAUGGGACAUCUCAGCUGUGUGGAGAGGUACCUGCCCCCCAUGGUGACGAUGGGUGUCAGGGUGACGGCGGGCGAGGAGGGUGACGGUGGGCGAGGAGGAGGAUGGCGGGUGUCAGCAGGUGGCGCGCUGGAGCCCUCGCUCAGCCCCCAGGCCUGCAGCAGCAGCAGCAGCGAGGGCAGCUGCAGUCAGAUGCCCUCGCGUUGCAGCCUGCCCCGCUCCAGCAAGCGCCUGCGAGGAGCCAGCCAGGGACCAGGGGAAGGAAGGGCCAAGGGCAGCUCUGGCCUCUCUCCUGCUCCAGCCCCUGGGACGGAUGGCGAGAUCCUGACUGGGGAUUUUUCCAGGCCCUGCUCUCUGCCGCUGGAGGAUGGCCAGCACCGGGAUCUGCGUUACGUCAGCCCCGCCACAGUGGCUUCCCUGCUGUGCGGCCAGUUGGCUGGGGUGGUGGAGGAGUACGUGGUGGUGGACUGUCGCUAUCCCUAUGAAUACGCGGGGGGACACAUAAAGGGCGCCCUGAAUCUGUACCGAGAAGAGCAGCUGGCGAGGUGGUUCCUGCCGGAUCCCUUGGGCACGACCCCAUGCCCCCGCAGCAGUGUCCUGAUCUUCCACUGCGAGUUCUCCUCUGAGAGAGGCCCCCGAUUGUGCCGCAGCCUGAGGAGAAUGGACCGUGAUGCCAAUCAGUACCCGGAGCUCUGGUACCCAGAGCUGUAUGUGCUACGUGGCGGCUACAAGGAGUUUUACCAGCACUUCCAGGAUCUCUGCGAGCCCCAGGGCUAUGUCCACAUGCGACACAAGGACUUCCGAGCCGAGCUUAGGAACUACCAGCGGAGGAAACAGCCUUGGAGCCUGCGCAGGAUCCGCAAAGAGCUUUUCAAGCCCCUGUUCCCAGGGUCUCCCUUCCCAUAG